This is a messenger RNA of Colletotrichum spaethianum, 729 nucleotides long. RefSeq names its product maltose permease MAL31. The coding region runs from base 1 to 729 and encodes 242 amino acids. Lineage: Eukaryota; Fungi; Ascomycota; Sordariomycetes; Glomerellales; Glomerellaceae. Gene Ontology annotation, cellular component: membrane. Gene Ontology annotation, biological process: carbohydrate transport; transmembrane transport. The transcript is spliced from 2 exons. Gene Ontology annotation, molecular function: carbohydrate:proton symporter activity. The record is from RefSeq and is a predicted model, not a curated record.
AUGGCUACUCACAACAACGGCUUUGAAGCCGAAAAAGUAGACUCGCACACCAAACAUGUCGAAUUAAGCGCCGACUCAGCGCUGGCCCAGGCGGCCGACUUUGAAGACCAUGAACUAGGCAUAUGGAAGUCCUUCGUUCGAUACCCAUGGGCAUCUGCAUGGUGUGUUUACGCCUGCUGGACUAUUAUUCUCCUCAGUUUCGACGUUCAGGCCGCAGGGGCUGUCGUAGGUAUUCCCGAGUUCCGAAAGGACUUUGGAUACGAGUUUGAGGGCAACUACGUCCUUCCAGCUGUGUGGCAAUCUUCAUUCAGCGGCGCCCCCGUUGCAACAGCUGUGAUCUCAUCAAUUGCCUCCGCUGAGUUGGCCGAUUUUAUCGGAAGAAAAAAGGUCCUUGCCCUCGCCCUCCUCAUAUCCUUUGUUGCAGUUGCCAUCGAGUUCAUCGCAACUACAAAUGCUGUUUUCUUUGCCGGUAAGCUUCUCAAUGGUUUUAUGGUAGGUGCAGUCGGCACGAUCAUGGUCUCGUACAUCGGCGAGAUUACUCCUUUGGCCUUGCGUGGUAUCUUCACCUGUGGUGUUGGUGUAGCGUACGGCAUUGGGCCAUUGGUUGCUUUCAUCGUCACCAACUAUACGGGGACAGUCCAGUCGCGUUGGGCGUAUCGCACAGUGUUCUGUUGCCAGUUCGGCUUUGCAGGAGUUGCGGCCAUUCUUUGGCCAUUUAUGCCCGAGUAA